This is a messenger RNA of Lytechinus variegatus (green sea urchin), 6047 nucleotides long. RefSeq names its product zinc finger protein 236-like. Gene Ontology annotation, cellular component: nucleus. Gene Ontology annotation, biological process: regulation of transcription by RNA polymerase II. Gene Ontology annotation, molecular function: RNA polymerase II cis-regulatory region sequence-specific DNA binding; DNA-binding transcription factor activity, RNA polymerase II-specific. The record is from RefSeq and is a predicted model, not a curated record. NCBI's taxonomy places the organism in Eukaryota, Metazoa, Echinodermata, Echinoidea, Temnopleuroida, Toxopneustidae. Bases 91 to 5838 code for a protein of 1915 amino acids. The transcript has 8 exons.
AUGACGUCAGCAUACCCGUUGUGAAUUUCCAUCAUUUCUAUAGUAAAGAUCGAGCUAAUUCAUAAAGUAAGCUGAAAUUGAAAAAUAAAUAUGCCUCGUCGACGAUUUGUUCGACUCCGAUAUCGUGCAGAAGAUGUUGGGUUAGUAAAUGCUGAGGAAGAUGCUCCUGUCCCAGCUGUGGUCGCACCUCCCAAAAGCCCAGGCAAUGGACCAUACAAGUGUGAAAUUGUCCAAUGUGCUAAGGAGUUUGCUCGGUGGAAAGACUUGAAACGGCACCAACGGAGCCACCAGUAUGACAAGCUGCACAGAUGUGAUAAAUGCCCCAUGUCCUUCAAUGUUGAAUACAACCUAACCCUUCACAAGGCUACUCAUGAUGUGGAGAACUUGGAGUGUCCAGAAUGCAAGAAGAAGUUCAGCCGUGUGGCAAGUCUCAAGUCACAUAUCAUGCUUCAUGCCAAAGAAGAAGUUCUUAUCUGUCCAGAGUGUGGGGAUGAAUUUGGCCUCCAGAGAUCUCUAGAUGAACACCUUCAAGAGCAUGCUAAUGAAUCCAAUGAACCUAAGGAACACACAUGCAAGAUAUGCGGAGAGAAGUUCCCUAUGCAUUACAUACUCAAAGAACACAUGAGGCAGAAACACAAACCCAAGUUUAGAUCAGCGGUUAUGAACACAAAGUUUGUGAGACGCAACCCAGAUAGAUCAAAAUUCCAUCAUGGCUGUACUUAUUGUGGCAAAUCUUUUAAUAAACCUAGUCAGCUGGAGCGUCAUAUUCGUAUUCAUACAGGUGAAAAGCCAUACAAGUGCCCGCAGUGUGAUAAAGCAUUUAACCAAAAUGGAGCUCUGCAAGUACACUUGACAAAGCACACCGGAACCAAACCACAUUCAUGUGAAUUCUGUGGUCAGAAAUUUGCUCAGCGUGGGAACUUGAGGGCUCAUAUUGUAAGGGUCCACGAGAUUAACAGCGAGUUGGAGCAGAGGUACGAGUGUCCACAGUGCUGCUGUAACUUUCGCAAAAUGAGCAGCUUGAAUGCUCAUAUCAGUCGCUUUCACAACAGCGAUGAGGCUUCAAGUCCAUUGCUCUCACUCAAGGCAGCACUUUCAGCUAUCCAGGAAGGAGCAGAUUGGUUAGACAGUAGUGUGGAUAUUCCAGCAUUAGCUGGCGCCCUUGAGCAACUGAUCAAUAUGGUAGAGGAGAAUGCUGGAGAAGGGGAUCCAUUGGACAGGAUUCAGGAGAUCAUAUCUGGUAAUACUAUCAAUACAGACAUCUUACAACAGGCACUGGACAAUAGUGGUGUAACAAGCAAUGUGGUUGAAGGACAGACUGAAACUCCUGCUCCUACUGUCUCUAACACUCCUGUGGCUCCAGCUGCUCCAGAUCUACCCGCUGAUUUACCUCCUGCUCCUGCCACAGCACCAACGGUAUCAACAGAGGCCACUGUAGCACCAGCUAAUAACCAGCUUAACCAGUUAUUCUCCUUUGUCGCAGAUAUUCUUCAGAGGCGAGUGAUGGUAAAGAGAAGUGCUCCUACUGGAAUACGGCUCCAUACCUGCAAUUACUGUCCGAAGACCUUCAAGAAACCCAGUGACCUUGUGCGUCAUGUCCGCAUUCACACAAAUGAGAAACCUUACAGUUGUACCCAGUGUGAUAAGACAUUCACUGUCAAGAGUACCUUGAUGAGCCACAUGAAGACACAUGCAGGGGUCAAGGAAUAUAAGUGCAAUGUUUGUUUUAAAAUGUUUGCAACACACGGGAGUCUGAAAAUCCACCUGAGGUUGCAUACAGGAGCGAAACCAUUUGAUUGCCAACACUGUGAUAGGAAGUUUAGAACAACUGGACAACGCAAAGUGCACAUGCUGUCCCACUUCAAGGAAAAUAGUGAAAAGAAAAGUAGAUCAGCCCAGGCCCGCGCAAAGAAACUCCCAGACCUUGACCUGCCAGACAUACCACUCCAAGAACCUAUAUUGAUAACAGAUACUGGUUUGAUUCAGCAGCCACCGAGAAAUAGCAAUAUGUUCAAUAAUUAUCUAUCAGAUGGGCUGCCGCAAAAUACUACUUCCGAUAGGCCUUAUCAAUGUUCAUUCUGCCAAAAGUGUUUCAAGAAAUCCAGCCAUUUGAAGCAGCAUGUCCGGUCACAUACUGGAGAAAGACCUUACCAGUGUAUGACGUGUAUGCGAUCAUUCAUAUCUUCAGGAGUUUUAAAAGCUCAUGAGAGAACACAUAUUGGUGUAAAGUCCUAUAAAUGUCUUAUUUGUGAUUGUCUGUUUACUACCAAUGGCAGCUUGAAACGUCAUAUGUCAACUCACACAGAUGUACGCCCGUUUAUGUGCCCAUAUUGUCAAAAGACAUUCAAGACCUCUGUCAAUUGUAAGAAACACAUGAAGAUGCAUAAGCGGGAAUUAGCUCUUCAGGCCAAGCAACAGGAGAAUAUAGACCAGGAUUCAAACCAUGUUCAAGAGAUUCAAUCUAUUGCAGAGCAAGCAAGCAACCUAGCUGAGCAUUUGGCAAUAGAACAGGCAUCAAACUCCAUUCUUGCUUUGGCACAAGGUCAGCUUACUGUUGGUCAAGAUGGACUCCAUGCAGCAAAUGCUCUUAAUGAAACAAGUCUUGCUUCUCAAGCUUUAGCACAGCAAAACCUUGCCCAGAGUAACUUGCUAGCCGAAGGAUUGACCCCUGAAGCUCUUGCUCAGUCUAGCCUAGCUCAGAAUUAUGUAAAUGCCUUCAAUCAGCAAACAUUGGAAAGUCUUACUAAUAGUCAAGGUGAUAUCACUGCUGAAAGUCAGAUUAGUCUCCAAACACAACAAAUUCAACAACAGUUGGAGGCAAUUACAGGACAAUCUGCUUCCUUGUUCUCUCAGACAGCAAAUAUCCAGCCGGUCCAAGAGGAACUGCCUCCACCGCCACCACCUCCGCCAGAAGCCAACCGCUUGCCUGCCAAUAAUCCGUCAUCUAUGUUUGGGUCUAAUGAAGGAGAAAAGAAGAUGUAUCCUUGCCACAUGUGCGAAAAGAGUUUCAAGAAAUCCAGUCAUUUAAAACAGCAUAUUCGUUCACAUACAGGAGAAAAGCCUUGUAAAUGCGAUACUUGUGGCAGGUCUUUUGUUUCUGCCAGUACACUGAGAAAUCAUUAUAGAACUCAUACAGGUAUCAAGAGCUUCAAAUGCAACAUUUGUAACACUUCAUUUACAACCAAUGGCUCCCUUGUAAGACACAUGAAUAUCCAUACUGAUCAGCGACCCCACUCUUGCCAGCAGUGUGGAGAGGCAUUCCGUAAACAACUGGACCUGAAGAGGCACUUGAAAGACCAUGCAACAGAGAGCGAUGAUGGCGAGCAACUUGAAGAUGGCAAACGUCCAAGGAACGUAAUCAGGUUUAACGAAGAAGAGGCUCAGCAGAUUGCAAAGAAACCCCUGGCCAGAAAUGCAUCCACAUCUGAGCGAAUACUAGUCCAAAUGGUGAAUGAUAAGAAUCGUGUCAGUGAGGUCUUAUCCAAGGAAGAUGUUAUCAAAAGGAGACCACUGUUCGCUAAUAAAUGCUCUCAUUGUUCCAAGUCUUUCAAAAAGCCCUGUGAUCUUGUUAGACAUGAAAGAACACAUACUGGGGAGAAGCCAUUUAAAUGCACAGAAUGCGACCGUUCUUUUGCUGUGAAGUCAACGCUAGUGUGUCACUUAAGAACCCAUAAAGGUGGAAAGCAGGAGACAUGCCACAUAUGUAAAACAACAUUUGCAACUGUUGGGAGCUUGAAGGUUCACAUGCGGCUACAUACUGGUGCCAAACCAUUUAAAUGUCCACACUGUGAUGAACAAUUCAGGACUUCUGGUUCUCGAAAGCAACAUAUUGAAAAUCACUUCAAGCCGGCAACAGCAAGGAAACGUAAGGCUUCACAGAAAGUUGCCACUAACAAGGAGAAUUCAAUUGUGGAACAGGUGAUAGUUGAGACGACUCAUGCAGAAGUUGUACAGCAAGGAUCCGAAGAUAUUCAGGUUACCCAUGUGCCAGUUCCAGUUGCUUCUGAUCAGCCUGUGUUGCAAACGAUCCCAGCACACCAACUUAAUAUAGGUAACCAGCCUCAGACCGUCGCAAUGAGCAAUGCAGAAAACGGGUCUGAAAAUUCAGCAACUGUUUUGACUGGUUUGGAGUUACAGCUAACGGGAACAAACUUGGGUCAAAAUGUUCAAAUUCAAGGGUUGGAUGCAAACAACAUUACUGUCCAAAUUGAUCCAACACUCCUUCAGCAAAUUCAGCAGCUGCAGCAGCACAAUGCCAUCACACUGCAGACUGGAGAUCUUAAUUUAGGACAGGCUAGUUUGCAACUUUCCCAGCCAGAUCUUUCAAGUCUAAUUGGUAACCAGGAAGUCAAUUUAUCUCAGAACAUACAUGGCACUAUUGACCCUCAGACUGGACUCCUUGUACAGAUGGAACCAUCAGCUUUACAGCAGGUUCCACAUAUGAUAAGGAUUGAUACUGGUGUACCUAAUCAACAGCAAACCAUCCAUGUUCAGACAACAUCUGCUCCAAACACCAGCCAUGAUCAAGCACAAGUAGUUGUCCAAAAUUCAGGUAUUCAGAACAUCAUCCCAUCCCUCCAGAACCAAUCCUUUAUUCCAAGUUCCUCAGGAAUGGCAACGCAAGUUGUGGCUCCCCCAAAUACAGUGGCCCCAUUCCUGCAAGGUUCCGAUGUUCAGAUGAAUAUUCCAGAUAGCCUUGCUCAGAACGUUUCUCAUGAUGAGCCGGUCAUGACCAAUAAAUUGUACACCAUCCAUACAAGUGAAAGAGGUACACAUUUGGUGCAGACGGACACACCUACUUCACAGCCAGAUAUGUCCAACCUUGGUCAGUCAUUCCAACUCUCGUUAUCAGGAGACCAGCUGUCAUUACAACCCAAUAUCCUACUCCAACAACCAAACAUUCAGAACCCUGUAGAAUAUACACCAACAUCCAGCAUUGCUCAUUCCCAAGAUCAAAUAACAAUAUCAAGUGAGGGACUCGGAGAGUCAGACUCGGCAGGGACAGUUACCGUGAACGUGGUUGAUUUCGCUAAUCUAGCGUCGCAUGAGAAUGUUGAAACAACUGCGACUACUUCAGAUGCUGUUCCUGUGCAAGAAGAGGAGGAAAGUGGGGAAGAGGAUGAUGAUGAUGGAGAUGAUGAUGAAGAGGAGAUGGAAGAGGAUAGUGAAGAAGAGAUUUAUGUGACAGAAGGAAACAUUCAAAAUAAAGAGUCUUUGGUAGGAGGUCAUCAUGUAUUGAGAGAAAAGCCAACCAUGUCUGCCAAGGAUGCUGCAGCCGCUAUUGGAUCUCUCUAUCCUUGUUCAGUUGAUGGUUGCAAUGAGCUCUUCACUAAAAUGCAACAGCUCAGCCAACACCAACAGCAAAAGCACAAGUCUUUGCGGCCUCAUUCCUGUAAGGUCUGUGGCAAGUCUUUCAAACGUCCAGGUCACCUGAGAGAUCACAUGACCACUCAUGAUUCCGAACGGAAAAAGAAGAAGGAAGCCAAGAAGACGAGUAGCACCCAUGCAUGUAGCACGUGUGGAAAGGUAUUUGGAAAGCCCAGUCAACUUGAGAGGCAUCUCAGAACACAUACAGGUGAGAAACCAUACUCGUGUCCUGAAUGUCACAAGUCCUUCAGUCAGAAGAAUUCACUUCAGAUUCACAUGAACGUCCACACCAGAGAGCGUCCUUUCAAAUGUCCAUAUUGUGAUCAGUCCUUUUCCCAAAAAGGUAAUCUAAAGACCCACCUUAUGAGAGCACACAAGCUGUCAACGGAUGCUGUUAUUCAGCUUGGUAAUGCUGUUAGUGGGACAACCAACCAAGAAGACCUAGAUAUAUUAAGACUCUUCUCGGCAUAGUAGAUGAGUCUCAUAGACUCUCACCCAGUGGGAGACCAUCCCAAGAUAUAGACAGAUUCUUCUGAGUCAGUAUAGUGUGAUGUCAUCGCAUUGACUUUCAACAAGUGGGACACCAAACCAAAAAGACUUAAAGCCACCGCACACCUUAUGACUGUUCGUGAUCCGAUUUUGGAAUAAAUCGCAUUUUGCACAUUUUCUGAAAAUGUGAA